Penicillium canariense is the source of this 1425-nucleotide messenger RNA. RefSeq lists its product as uncharacterized. The transcript has a single exon. Lineage: Eukaryota; Fungi; Ascomycota; Eurotiomycetes; Eurotiales; Aspergillaceae. Bases 1 to 1425 code for a protein of 474 amino acids. Gene Ontology annotation, molecular function: oxidoreductase activity. The record is from RefSeq and is a predicted model, not a curated record.
AUGACUGGGGCAUGGGAUCAGAACGUGCUGCGGGCACGCUUUUGUCAUGCGUUGUCAGAGAUGUACAAGAGCGAGGUCCCGCUAUACGGUGAUCUGAUUGACGUUGUCUGGGAAGCGGAUGCAAAGGCGGUGCAAGCGAGCAAGAAGCUGGGAGGAGCAAAGACCCUCGAUCCAGACGACAUUCUGCCUUCACGCCAUCGAGUCGAAAGGCAUGGCGCCAUCAGGUUGGGAACUGCAUAUGAGCUGAGCACUAUUCGUCGCAUGUUCUCCGUCAUGGGCAUGUAUCCUGUGGGCUACUAUGACCUGAGCCUCGCCGGCUUUCCUAUGCAUGCUACUGCUUUUCGGCCAAACACACAAGAUGCGCUGUCCCAGCAUCCUUUUCGCGUCUUUACCACAGUUCUGCGGAUGGAGCUACUGACAGAGAAGACGCGAGCAUUGGCACAAAAAGCGCUAAGCCAGAGGAGAAUCUUCACACCAAGACUUCUCGAGCUACUAGACAUAGUCGAGACGAAUGGUACUUUAACAUCGCCUGAAUGCGCGGAGUUUAUUGAAAACGGGUUGGAAACUUUCCGCUGGCACUCAAAGGCGACAGUCACGCUUGAUGAAUAUAUGCAGCUCAAAGCCGAACACCCUCUUAUCGCCGACGUCGUUUCAUUUCCCAGUUCACACAUCAACCAUUUAACCCCUCGCACGAUCGACAUCGACCUAGUUCAACAGCUCAUGGUAGACCAUGGUAUGCCAGCAAAAGAACGAAUCGAAGGCCCGCCUAAAAGAGAUUGUCCCAUUCUUCUGCGUCAGACAAGCUUCAAGGCGUUAGAGGAGACGGUUUACUUCCGUGAUUCACCCGACGGCUACGUAAAGGGAUCCCAUACUGCACGUUUCGGAGAAGUUGAACAGCGAGGCUAUGCCCUGACACGAAAGGGUCGUCACUUGUAUGAUCGGAUUCUAGACCAAGUGAAUGCCGAUGCUGCGAAGAACAAGGUCAAGGGAGGUCACUACGAAAAGCUGUUGGAAAGUCGUUUCAAAGCAUUUCCUGAUAGCUUGUCUGACCUCCGUGGCCAGAACCUGGCUUACUUCUGCUACCAAGUAACCUCCGCCGGCGAGAGACUUGCAGAAGAUGGCAUCAUAAUGGCCAAAUUCGGAACCUCGGCGUCCCUUCAAGAGCUUCUAGACCAAGAGCUCUUGACCUACGAACCUCUGACCUAUGAAGACUUCUUACCACUGUCUGCGGGAGGCAUCUUUAAUUCUAACCUAGGAGCUGUCUCCCAGUCAAAGCAGCUCAUCAUGAGUGCGGAGCCGGACCUUGAUGGGUUUCAACGUUGUUUAGGCACUUGCGUUGCUGAUGAGUUCCAUCUUUACUCUGAGAUGCAAGAGGAGUCCAUUCGACGUUGCAAGCAUCAGCUCGGACUGGAUAUCACUGUCUAG